This is a messenger RNA of Mya arenaria, 2601 nucleotides long. RefSeq names its product nephrin-like. The record is from RefSeq and is a predicted model, not a curated record. Lineage: Eukaryota; Metazoa; Mollusca; Bivalvia; Myida; Myidae. The coding region runs from base 62 to 2152 and encodes 696 amino acids. The transcript is spliced from 13 exons.
GAAAGGAUGAUAACGUUUAUAUAUCCUAAGUGAUAUCACAGUCAAUUUCGAAACAUAAAAGAUGGAUUGGAUGUGUUUCAUUUUUAAAAUUGUUUAUAUUUUAUUUGUUCUACCGAGUCAUCAGUGCGCUGAAUGUGGCUCAUUACGGGGCUUAAAUACCGACCACAUCAAUGAAGGUGACGAUGUGACGCUAGAGUUUUCUAAUAUCAGAAGUCAAGACCCAAGUUUGGUCCAAUGGUGGAAAAAUAGAAAUAAAAAGAUAGACACCAACUUACAGCGUUUCUCUAUAGACGUUCAGCAAGAUCGUGUCACGUUGACAAUACGUAACGUCACAGCUGAGGAUAGCGGCAAAUACACUGCUGAUUUAGGAAGCACAUCUUGUUCACCACCGAGUGAUGUUUUAGUUACGGUGAAAGAGCCAAAGGUCCUUUCCGUUAUUCCCCAAUUCCCUGACAACAUUACCGUCCCAGAGUUGGAUUGUGAACGAUGUCUUGUGGGAACGGUUGGCGUCUACAUAAACGUAGAAUGUGUUGUGAUUGGAAUCAGCAAAAAAUACCUGAACCUUGCGUUGAAGCUAAAAAGAAAUGGACAAGAUGUCCCCAAUGUGACUAUGGAAGGUUUUCCAUUGUAUCGAGCAUUCUAUUCAUACAUGCCGAGUGAAGAUGAUACAGAUCAUACCGUUACUUGCGAGGCUGCUAAAGAUGGCCAACUGCCCAAAAUAGUAUCAAUCACUCUGCUCGUUUUGCGAAAACCAUCGAUCCCUACAACAACGCUGCCGGAAUCGAUCAAAGAAGGAAAACAUGCACCUAUUAUUUGCCAAACCUUCAAUGUCCGACCGGAGCCAAGACUCUACUUCAUGUACAAUUCAACAACUUACAAUACAAGCAACAACUUUUCCCAAAUGAAAGGCGAUAAAACAGUUGAUGUUAAAACAAUAUUAGACAUCACUUUCAGUCGAUAUGACAAUUCAGGGAGUUUAAUUUGUUGUGUUGAGUUUAAAGAGUAUGACAAAAACACACCGAAAAUAAAAACAAAUUGCUUGACUUCUGCCAUUGAUGUUUUAUUCCCACCGAAGUUUAUACAGCUUGAAGAAGUAAACAGAGCAAACGAUGAAGAAGGUAAUACGAGUCUCCGGUUGCAGUGUACAAGCGACGUAUCUAAUCCAGUUAGUAAAAUAAGAUGGAACAUUGAGUCCAAUUUUCAAUAUGAAUCCUCCCAGGAAAAGGAAAAGGCUGAACAAUUGUCUGGAUUUGUAAGGACUAAGAUGUUAUCUGCCAACCUCACUCGACAUAACAAUGGAGAACAACUAUCAUGUUACAUAGAAAAUCCUAAGUUCCCAGAGAUCAAAGUAAUCAAAACCUAUAAAAUCAACAUUACUUACAAGCCGUUCAUCAGUUUUUCUCCCAGUUCUCCAGUAACUACCUACGUGGAUGACAGUAUAAGCGUUGUAUGUCAAUGUGACGCAAACCCAGCAGCUGAGAUGGUCUGGUCAAACACUUCUUCGAAUAAAAUAGGUAAAAGGAAUGAAGAUAGCCUAGAACUGAUCUUGCAAUAUCACUCAACUGGUCGCCAUAAUUUCACGUGUAAUGCGAAAAACACAAUUGGUUCGGCGGUAAAUGAAGUUUUCAUCUUGGUCAAAGAAAAGCCAUUUAAAACAACAAUACCGAUGCCAAGGCCAACGUCAUCAUCAACCGGUAAAAACAACUCUUCCUCAAUGUUGAUCGGUAUCAUUUGCGGCUGUCUUGCGGUGCUAAUUAUCGUUAUGGUAGCUGUCGGGUGCGUGGUGUUAUCUAGAAGAAGACAGAAAACCCUGACGAGAGAAGGUUCUUACAGUGUGCAUAUUCAGGAGCGACAACCGAGUUUUCAACCGCUAGGUCCUGUGUACGACAAUUUGGCUGGUUCCAAUCACGGUGAUGCUCCAUCUGAAGCUAUUGCUGAACCGGUUGAGUACGCCUGUGUUGUUAAAAGGGAAGAGAGACGGACUACAAAACCUCAGUCCGAGGAUGGAGCACUCAUUUACGCUGAUCUUGACCUACCAGCAGAGGAUUGCACACCAGGGAAGCCAGCAGUGAAUUUAGACGUCGGAACCACAUACGUGGCAAUCGAUUUUGCUCAGACAGCUAAAAUGAAAGGAUCUGUGUUAGACGAUUAGUUACAUGAGUGGAAAAUGACCCGAUUAGUAUUUGUUAAUAGAUGUAGCGUUGCUAGAUUAGUAUUUCACAUGUAGAUCACUUAUCAUGAUUGGUAAGCCCAAUGAAUUUCUGUCAACGUAGUUCUGCUCCCUUUUAAUUGGUUGAUAUCGAGGUCACAUAUACUUAAUAUAUAAUAAAUUUAAUCCUAUACAGAACCCAAGUGCGAACAUUAAUCAUGCAUAAGAACUGAAGCUGUAACAAUAUCAUUGAUUAUAUUCAUUUUGCUUAUCCUUUGAUGUAUUAGUAAUGGGUCGUAAAUGAUGCUGUUAAAACUAAACGCCUUAUCAUUGUUCAUGUCCAUACCGAUGAACAUUUACUAUGCUACAUUACAUUGCUUCUUUUAAAUGUGUCUUCUUUAUCACAUUGUGUAAAUAUACUCUCAUGCAAUAAAGUAUGAUUCUGACCUAUA